AGAAACCUCAGAUAGGAUGGGUCAUUAAAACAGUUGAAGGACAGCAGUAAUCUCUGAAGGCACCGCAACCUUUAGCUUUACUGGUGAGGCGCUGCCUGCCUGUGUCCCGAACCCUGGUUGUCAGGGAUACCUCUCCAUGGAGACGCAGUCCCAGAGGUAGGGGAGGGCUUUCAGGGAAAGGAGACCCUCACCUUGAUGGAGCAACAAGUCAAGAGAGAGGAUGAAGGCGGAAAGACUGUAGCAGAAGUGCAGAGAUAAGAGGGGAGGUCACCUGUGGGGGAACAAGUGGAAAUCAACAGAAGGAAAGAAGAAGAGUUGGAUGAAGUGAAAGUUAUUUUGUCAGGAUGGGCUAUGAUCUGGAGAGGUUUGUGGGCUAUGUGAAUGAGGGUCUUCUGUGCUGUGUGUGUCGAGACGUGUUGGAGCGCCCCCUCCAGGCACCCUGCGAACACGCCUACUGCAGCGCAUGCAUCAGCAGCUGGCUGGUCCAUCACCCCUCCUGUCCCGAGGACAGACUUCCACUGGAUGUGGGCAGUCUCAAGCCACUGUACAGGUACAUGCGUAAUGACCUGAACCGUCUGCAGAUACGUUGUGUGAACGCAGGGCAGGGUUGCGAGGUGGUCUGCUCUCUGGAGAGCUUGCACACACAUGAGGAUGAGUGUGAGUUUGCCUUUGUGUCGUGCUCCAACACAGGUGGAGAGUACAUAUGUUACCACUGUGGUUGCCCUGUGCAGGUGGAGAGGCGGGGUUUGGAAGCUCACCUGUCAGAAUGCAACUUCCGCAGCAGGGAGUGUCCCAAUGGCUGCGGCCACACCCUGCUCUCCAGUGACCAAUCACAGCAUAACUGUGUAGCAGAGCUGCGCACAGAGGUGGAGAUGCUCAGGGCAGAGAUGCUGUGCAAGGUGGAGGAGGUGAGACGAGAAAUGGAGUCUCGGCUGGACUCCCAGAGGAGACACAUGGUUCAGAAAGAGUCGCAGCUGAAGAACGACGUGGAGGAGCUCAAGGGUCAGCUGUCCCGUGUGAUGUGUGACAUGCGUGCCCUGUUAGGAGCAGAGCGCCUGAGACGACAGGAGCUGGCAGAAGCAGAGCUGGAGAAGAGGGAACUGUUGGAGCUCCUCAGAGACCUGCAGCCAACCAGGAAUCAGCAUCCCUUUGAACAGGCACCCAGGGAGCAGCAUCAUCAGGGAGCCCAGCAGACAUCUGCGUGGGAGCUGAACACAGAGCUCACCAGACACCAGCAGAGGGAGGCGUCUUUACAUGCCUCCAGUCUGUCACUGCAUUCAGCUCAGGUCAUGAAUGUUUCUGGUCCACCUCAGUCCCCUCAGCUGGGAGAGGGGACGCGCAAGGGUGGUACCAGGAGCCUGACUCUGGACUGCAUCAAGAGAAAAAGCCGGGAGGUGACGGUCAUCUGAGUGGAUCGGACUGCUGGGGGAUUAGCCAAACCAGGAAAAACUGAAUCUCUAUUUUUGUAACAUUUGGCUAACAGUUUAGUGAUGAAAAUAUUGUCGAAACAGUUAAGUUGCGUAGUUUCUGGGAUGAGUUUUAGAUUUUUUUAACCAAAUCAGUGUGAAACAACAGCUGAGAGAAAAACAGUCUUAUGUAGAAUCAACCAAAUGAUGUGUUUGAAAGGUCUUUUUGUGUAAUUCUACAAACGCAAGUGAUGUUUUGACUGUAGGCGUAUAUGAAAGUGAAUAGACAUUAAUUUUGUAGACUCACCACUGAUCUCAUCUGUAAACAGAUCGUCGUGUAAUGUCUCUGGUUUUGUAUCCCUCAGGUUUCAAUUAAAUAGUCACUUCGAUUAAUUUUAA
Messenger RNA from Epinephelus lanceolatus (giant grouper), 1805 nucleotides. NCBI's taxonomy places the organism in Eukaryota, Metazoa, Chordata, Actinopteri, Perciformes, Serranidae. The record is from RefSeq and is a predicted model, not a curated record.